AAUGACAUAUUGACAUUAGGUAUAGGUACCUAGCUACCUUAUACCUACCUAUUAUAUUAAAAAUUACAUUUGUGUAUUGUACAGUAUUGUGUAAUGCAGAUUAAAAUAACCUUAAAUUUUUGAUUCAAUUAGAUUCUGAGGUUGCAUAAUUCAUGUUUCUACCUGGUGUAUUAUGAAAUUAUAAUAAUGGGUAACAGCGUAUCAGCGGAGGCAUUGAAACAAAAAACAUUUGCUAAAGACGCAAAUCCGCCACCAGAAUGUCCUAUGCACAAAAAUAGUGAAAAUGAUAAAAACACGACAGAUUCACAUCCAUCAGAAUGCCCAAUUCAACAUGAUAAAAAUGAUAUAAACCCUUAUAAUAUGAUGCCACCAGCUAAUCAGAAACCAUCGCCUGAUCAACCUUUCCCUCUUCCAACGCAAAGACAAGUAUCAAGCAUACCCCGCGCAAUGCCAGAUGGUACAACUGAGUUUUGGGUUUACCCAAGUCAGCAAAUGUUCUGGAAUGCAAUGCUACGUAAGGGUUGGCGCUGGAAGGAUGAAGAUAUAAAUCCCAAAGAUAUGGAUGACAUUAUUAGAAUACAUAAUGCUAAUAAUGAACAGGCUUGGCAAGAAGUACUUAAAUGGGAGGCUCUUCAUGCUAAGGAAUGUGGACAUCCAAGGUUGAAAAGCUUUGGUGGAAAAGCUACACAAUAUAGUCCAAGGGCAAGGUUCCGUUCAUGGCUUGGGUAUGAAUUGCCAUUUGAUCGCCAUGACUGGAUUGUGGAUAGGUGUGGGAAAGAUGUCCGUUAUGUGAUUGACUACUAUGAUGGUGGAGAACUUGACAACAAAUAUCAAUUUGCCCUGUUAGAUGUCAGGCCUGCAUUCGAUUCAUUUGAAAAUGUUUGGGAUAGAAUGAAAGUUACGUAUAUCAGAUAUCGUUUUGAACUGCUAGGGAGCAAAGAAAAUCCUAAGUUGACUAACUGAAAUUAAAUUUUUCAUUUGUUUUAGUUUUGUUAAAUUGAAUAAUUACAUUGUAUUUUGUUUUUCAUAUAAAGUACUAAUGUGGGGUUGUUCUGUGGACGGUAACUGUCACUGCGGUAACUCUUUGUGAUUUCGUUUCCACAAAAAUUAAAUUAUUAUUUUACCAAUAAUUACAACAUAUUGUUGUGAAAAUAGGCUAGUAUAUUUGAGAGUAGUAGUAGUUUUUAGAAGUGUUUUAAAUGAAGUAUUAUGUUGUCAGGAAUGUUAUGCCUAGUAAAAAUAAUGUUUUUAAUUAAUUAUUCCAUAGUUGAAAUCACUGUUAUAAAAUAUGUACAAUUUUCUAAUAUGAUAACUUUGGAUGCUCUAAAAAGAAAUAUUAGAGGCUACAUGUACCUUUAAUUUGAAUUAUUUUAUAAGCCAAACUUAUUAUAAGAUUAGAAACAUUGAUAACUCUGUUGAUCUGCCUACUAAACAUAAAUAAAUUAUAAUACCUUAAA
Leptidea sinapis is the source of this 1457-nucleotide messenger RNA. RefSeq names its product holocytochrome c-type synthase (gene Cchl). NCBI's taxonomy places the organism in Eukaryota, Metazoa, Arthropoda, Insecta, Lepidoptera, Pieridae. Gene Ontology annotation, cellular component: mitochondrion. Bases 187 to 963 code for a protein of 258 amino acids. The transcript has 5 exons. The record is from RefSeq and is a predicted model, not a curated record. Gene Ontology annotation, molecular function: holocytochrome-c synthase activity. Gene Ontology annotation, biological process: cytochrome c-heme linkage.